AUGCGGUAUCAGCCUAAUUGUAACAACCGUCAAAUUCAGAUCAAAGGUGGUCGUGGUCGUGUUCCGCCUCUGCUCAAGGACGAUACAGUUUCUCAUCCACCACCUCACUCAUCUUCCUUCCCUCUCACGAUUGCCCUAAACUACACACACAAUCCAGCACAUGUGCAUAUCCUUCAUGAAUCUCGAUUGUACAAUUCAAUCUCUGCCAAAAUCCACAGCUGUAAAAGAGAUGUAGAGAAGCUUCAUAAUAUCUCAUUCCUAUUUGAAGGCCCCACUCAUUCUCCAUCACCUGCCCAUGCCUCUUACUUCCGUGUCUUCUCCAAUAAACAGAGAAGAGAUUCAACAGCUAUUAGAGUUGUUUUCCCCAUCUCAAACCCAGUUCCUUCUACCUUCUCUUUCUCCAAUGGCAAACCAACCCAAAAGCUCCCUGAUCACCACCGAUUCCAGUUGAAGCAAACCCCUGACCAUAAACAGGCCUGUAGGCGCAGCUUACCAGAGAAAAAGAAGCAGCGACUACUUCCAUUUUUCCCUCCUGCCUUCAUUUGUUCGACUAUCAAACAACAUCCACUCAUCUUUUCCUUGCUCCUCCAUCGAUCUCAGGUCGACUCCAAGAUUCCUGUUCCAAAUCCCGCUUAGAACAGGAGCUUCCCGACACUUCCACCUCUCAAAACCCAAAACCAAAGAAAGUAAGGCAAGAAAUCCACGCGAGGAGUAUGGAAUAAUCGUCUUUUGUUUUUGUUAUAUGUCC
Lactuca virosa is the source of this 748-nucleotide messenger RNA. Lineage: Eukaryota; Viridiplantae; Streptophyta; Magnoliopsida; Asterales; Asteraceae. The record is from the annotation of a GenBank genome assembly.